Molecule: messenger RNA, 1314 nt
Organism: Bombyx mandarina (wild silkworm)
Lineage: Eukaryota; Metazoa; Arthropoda; Insecta; Lepidoptera; Bombycidae
Molecular function (GO): calmodulin binding
Source: RefSeq, a predicted model, not a curated record
AUGAACGAACUUCUCCAAAAACAUGGUUGUUCCAAUGUGUUUGCGCUUCCCGAAGGACUCAAAGAACUCAUGUCUGAUAUCACGAGAGAGGUGCUCCGGACUCAACCUCCGAAUAUAUGCGAUUUUAUAGCAAAAUAUUUAUCGGUAUUGCUGAUUACCAGAGAACAUGGUAUCCUAGCAGUAAAGAUACUAGAAGACUUAUGCGACUGUAGGCCCUCAGUAUCGGAGCAUCUCCUCCAAUUGGGUAUAGAGAAAAGUGACGCAGAAGUACUGGCCCAAGUUAUCAAAGCCGAGGUGGAAGGUUUCGAGCCUAUGGAGGGAAAAGGAACAUUAAAAGAAACUGAAAUCAUUAAAAAAAUUCUGAAAAGGAUGCCUUUAGAUGAGGAAAUGACAGCUAAAGUUUGUCAAGUGGCUAGAAACGCUUACAGAGACUACUGGUACAAGAAAACGCUGAUGGAGAAGGAGCUAAAACCGCAUCCAGAAGAGCCCUGGGAGCUCGCGGCCCAACACACGAUAGAACUGUACAGUAAAACGAAGCCAUCUUUUGAGGAACUAACGAGAGCCACUCAGAAAAUACAGGCAGCAUAUAGAGGAUAUCACGUACGCAGAAAUUUGCUCCAUCAUCUCAAGCCGAAGAAGAAGACUGAAUCAAAAGUAGAUUUACCUGGACCCCCUCUAGACAUUGACGGCUCUAGAGAUAUCGAUUUAGGACCCAUCAUUAAUCUCAAAGUUCGUGACGACAAUGUCAAGGCAAUGUUUGAAACAGAAAAUGAAAAUUUAAUCGUAAAUUGUGAUUCUAUAAAAGCAAUAACUCACGUCGAAGAUGAUGGACUAUUUCCGGGAAUUCCUUCCCAAGCGAUCCGACCGAGAAAGGUCUUUACUCUACAGGAAAAUUUGAUUGAAGACCCAGCGAAAUCGGAUGUAAAAGUCACGGAAACAGAAUCUACAGAUUUACAGCAUGCAGUAGACAAUGCCCAGCGCAGCAUCUCUCUGCCAACCACUGACGCGGUGCAUCAUGAUUUGCCAAUGCGUAAAAUCUCCUUUGCAGAGGUUCCAUCAGAAGUGGAUCCUGCCGAACCAAAAGGCGAACUUGAAGGUUUAAAUAUACCGGAAGAAAUUAUUGAAGAGGAUUCAGCAAAUAGAACUGACACUGAAGAAAAUAUUCAUGAAAUACCCGAAGAAGUUCCAGAUGAUCGCACGGAAGGUGAUGGCGACAGCGCUCCGACUGCUUCCAUUCCAUCAUCGGCACCAGAGACGCCCAACGUCACUGAUGCAGAAGACGUUGAUGAGUUUACAUCUGAAGAAGAGGGAUAA